AUGUUGCUCCCUUUUGCGCUGUCCUGCCUGGCCAUUUUCGGCAGCACGACCGCGCAACGCACCAUCCAGUGGUCUUUCGUGCAGAAUGGAACCUCUGGCAUCAUUCCAGUCGAGCUCAUCACCAUUUCGCCCACUCUCAUGUUGAUGUACGACCGCGCGGAUGGUAACCCUCUGCUUUUGCCCAACGGAGAACGCGCAUGGGCCGCGUUGUGGAACAUCGAGACUCAGACGGCCACACCUUUGCUUAGCCAGACAGACACAUUCUGCGCUGGCGGGGCCUUUAUCUCAAAUGGCACUCUUCUCCACCCCCGGGGGGAUGGUCGUAUGGGCAUUCGUCUCUUUGGACCUUGCACCUCUCCAACGGGAGCCGGUUGCACGGUAUUUGAAGACCCGGCCAAUAUUCAUCUUAAGGUUUUAAGAUGGUAUCCUACAGGCCUACGGAUUCCCGAUGGCAGUCUUAUGAUUAUCGGAGGCAGCAAUUUCAACACCUUCUAUAAUGACGCCCCAACUGCGGUCAACUCGAUCGAGUUUUUUCCGAGCAAAGAGGACACUGUGAGGCCCAGUCAGUUCCUGCUCGAUGCCCAGCCCGUCAACAUGUUCCCAAGAUCGGUUGUGCUCCCAUCUGGCCACGUCUUUAUUGCGGCCAACAACAUUUCUAUGCUCUACGAUGUAGAGUCCAACACCGAGUUGGCUCGCCUGCCUGAGAUCCCGAAUGGCGUCAGAAUCGCCAAUCCCUUCGACGGCUCGCUUCAGUUGCUGCCACUUACGCCUCCGCUUUACGAACCAACCGUUCUAGUGUGUGGUGGUAGCGCAACGGACGACCGUAGACCCGCCAGCAAUCUCACCAAUCUCGACCCGACGACCAAACAAUGCUCACGCAUGACUCUAACCCCAGCUGGAAUAGCGCGGGGGUGGCAGGUCGAGCUGAUGCCCGACCAACGAAUUCUGACCGAAAGCGUGCUGCUCCCAAACGGUGAUGUCAUUUUCAUCAACGGAGGGCACACGGGGUAUUCUGGUUACCCGACCGUUAGCAAUGCAAAUGCGACGCUGUCCAAUGCGGCGAACCCUGCGUUGCGCCCUAUACUCUACAGAACGAGCCUUGCCACAAACAGGAUUACCCAGGAGGGUCUACCGUCCAGCAAUAUUCCGAGGAUGUACCACUCAGUCGCAAGUAUCACUGGGAAAGGGAAUAUAAUGGUCGCCGGAUCGAAUCCCAACCCAGCAGUUAUUCCUCCAGGGACCAUUCCAUUCCCCACAGAAUUCAGAGUCGAGUAUUUGAACCCGGACUUCAUCACGAACAACGCGCCGCGGCCAGUCAUCCAGAGCGCGCCAACACACCUCUUGUUCAACCAGCGCGCAACGAUGAAGGUCACCAUCCCGCGAAGUCUGUUGUCGAAUACCCUGCAAGUUUCUCUGAUGGACCUGGGCUACGUGACGCAUGCUCAACACGCUAAUUCGCGCCUUGUUGUCCUCGAACAUACCCUUGUUGGCAAUACUCUGACCAUAACCGGCCCUCCUAAUGCGAACAUCUUCCCGCCUGCGCCUGCGUGGCUCUUCCUUGUUGCAGAUGGAGUCUGGAGUGAAGGGCUUCAGCUGAUGGUCGGCGAUGGCGGCAAUCCACCUCGACCGGCCAGUGCGCAGGGAAUCAAGAUUCCAACGAACAGCAUUUGA
Messenger RNA from Mycena indigotica, 1671 nucleotides. RefSeq lists its product as uncharacterized. The transcript is spliced from 7 exons. The coding region runs from base 1 to 1671 and encodes 556 amino acids. NCBI's taxonomy places the organism in Eukaryota, Fungi, Basidiomycota, Agaricomycetes, Agaricales, Mycenaceae. The record is from RefSeq and is a predicted model, not a curated record.